Messenger RNA from Cylindrotheca closterium, 1188 nucleotides. The record is from the annotation of a GenBank genome assembly. Lineage: Eukaryota; Bacillariophyta; Bacillariophyceae; Bacillariales; Bacillariaceae.
AUGCCAGCCUUGAUGUGCCCCAUGAAGUUACGGAUAAGAAGAAGGUCAGGAAACAACAACAACAACAAGACCACGACGAAGAAGAAGAAUGAGUCGUCAUCUUCGAAGCAUGAUGAUGAAGAUGAUGAUGUGAAAGAAUGCGAGCGACAUAGUUCAUUCAGACCAAACCAACAUUCGUCUAUCACGCUUGCUCAAGAUGAUGUAGUAAUUAUUGCUACAAAGAAGUCAAAGAAGCAACUCAUUGGAUUGAUACUGGAAAGGAAGCAGCAAGAAGAAGAUCCAAAUAAUUGUCCCAUCGUCGUUCGAAAGAUAAUGGAAGGAUCACUGUUCGCCAAGACCAAUCUCAUUCCCGAUAUGGAAAUACGAGUCAUCAAUGGAAUCGAUUGCUCCAAGCUGAAGGCCAUUGCGGAAGCAUAUAGUAUUAUGACAGAAGCCGAACGAACUGUAACAAUUGUUGCAAGAGGAGAAACGAAGAAGGCAGUCGAGGAAAAUAAGGACCAGCUUCUUACGCCAAUUGUUAGACCACCAACGCGACGGUCAGCCCCAGCACAUAUGUGGCUCGAGAUGGUUGACAAUAUGAAUCAUAAGGAUAUACGACUAUUUGCAUCACAAGAACCCAACGACGAAGAGUUGCUGCUAUUGUCACCGCGGAGGGAAGAAGCAAAAGAUGAGGACAUUCUAGAAGCACCUCCGAGACCAUCCUUCAAAACUACCAGCCGGCCGAGACGAUUGCCAAGUAAUUUGGAAAUGGACAAUAAGAUAUCCUCUCACAGUACCAUGUCUGAGAUUACUCUCAAUCCUUCCCAACAUCCAGCCCCGACGCCCGAUAUCGUGAUCACGAGACCCAUUGGAUCCAAGAAUAAGAGUUCUGUAAAGUCGGUGUUGGCUGCAUUGUACCCAGACUAUGGUGAUAGUGAUGACAAUCAAAAUGGCAGCAGCAUUGAGAGUUCUUCAUCUUCGUGUCAUUCCACCACCAAAGAUAUCUCUUUCGCAUCAACGUCGUUGGUAAGCAAGGAAUCUCCACCCCGUCGAUUGCAACGCGGGGCUGUUGGUGACCUUGUUCCUCUGCCACCACCUCUCUUGAACGAUAACUCGGCCGGGCCAUUAUUCCGCGGCGCCGGUCCCAUGGAAUCCCAUUCAUUGUACGCUCCGUCGAUCCCUCGGGUGGGAGCUCGCGAUGCCAUUUGA